Cornus florida is the source of this 1506-nucleotide messenger RNA. RefSeq lists its product as uncharacterized. The record is from RefSeq and is a predicted model, not a curated record. Bases 114 to 1295 code for a protein of 393 amino acids. Lineage: Eukaryota; Viridiplantae; Streptophyta; Magnoliopsida; Cornales; Cornaceae. The transcript has 5 exons.
CCCAACAUCUCAGAUUCUCAGACAAAGCCGCCUGUUUCUCUCUCAUUUUCAUUACUCUUUUAAGUGUCACGGUUCUCCACUCUUCGCAUUAACUCAAUCAUCUUUAGUCAAUCAUGUUGCAGUACAAGAAGGAAGCCAGUACUUGGAUUCUUGGUCAUCCGAAGGAAGGUGAUUUGACGUGUCAGAAGGUGUUUGUGAUGGAUGAUCCGAUAGAUCGAGACUAUGGUGGCGUACGAAUUUUGAGGGAUUUCAUGGCAAAGUCCAUUGACGGCUUGGGCAGUUCCCCCCGGUCUGACCCCACCCACUAUACAGUAAACAUUGAAGGGAUCACUCUCAAUGACCACAAUGACCACAUGGUGGCCAAAGUAGAAGGCGGCUUCACACUGUGUGAUAAGUGUAAUCUCAAAGUGGCCGAAGGCGGCUUCACACCGUGUGAUAAUUGUGAAACAGAUAUGGCAGAAAGCGAAAAAAGGAACGCUAAGGCAAACAAUCCAUCGGGGCUAGUUAAAUUCCAUGAGAUCCUGAGAAGGAGUGUGUACAUUGAGGUUGAGAACACAUCGGCUGACAAUGCAAUGACUUUCUCUGACAAGGAUCUGCCCCCCAAAGGAACCGUCCAUCCUCCUAAGCUCUAUAUAUCAGUGGAUGUCGGUGAAAAACUGAUAAGUAGGGUUCUUAUCGACAGUGGGUCUGACUUUAAUAUUUGCCCAUUGGAUAUUGUUCGAAAGUUAGGAAUGGAGGAACGCAUUGACAAAAUUAAUAUCAUGGUGGCGAGGGGCUUUGACGGAACUGAACGCGAGAACAUUGGCCAAAUUGAACUCCUUAUGAGAGUAGGACCCACUACCUUUCGCAUCAAGUUCCAUGUAUUUGACAUUCCUUGUACAUCAUACAAUCUCAUCCUAGGAGCGGCUUGGAUCAAUGAUGCUAAGGUACUCCACUCAAGUGUUCAUCAAAGCCUCAAGUUUGUUUUUAACAACAAAACGAUCACUGUCCAUGCCGAAAAAGACUUUGCAGUCAGCUCUGACACUGCCGGUGAGCCCUCAUCUAAACGAAGACUCGGAAUAAAAAUGGUUUCACAUAUGCCUGAAAGAAGCCAACCUCCUCAACUAAGGUUCUCCAACAAAACAAUUGAUGAAUCUUUGGACACUAUCAUUUGUGAUGGACCUAUAAGCGUGUUCGAGUUUGAGAAGUAUGCUGCUGAAACAGAGGAAGAAGUAAAUGAGUUGGCAGACCUCGACCUCAGUGAUGAAGGGCUGACCACAAUCAUUGGAGUUGAGGAGGUUGGUCUUGCAGCCUAGAUGAGCCACCACGGUGGUGCCAGCUUGGAGCUUCUUCAUAGCAAACCACUCUCCAAGUUAAUGAUCGACCUUUCGAUACAACUAUACAAGUUGUAUGAGUGUAUUUUAAUCAGAGUACGUAACAACUAUGGACUGUGUUUAAUUACGCAUUGAGUGAGUGUCAGUCUCACUUCCAAUAAUAAUAAGUUUGACAAAUAAUUUGCAAGUGCAA